ACUUUGAAAGAAGAUAGCAAUGAUUUGAUAUCAGAUUAUCCUGCUGCUAAGUCUUAUUUGCAAAAUAAAUUGUAUCCAAUAUGCUUUUCUUGGGUUUAUUGUUAUAUACAAACACAAUUUACAGCUGAUAUUAUAACAACUCAAAAAGCAGAAUCUGAAAAUAAUACUAUUAAAUAA
Funneliformis geosporum is the source of this 177-nucleotide messenger RNA. Lineage: Eukaryota; Fungi; Glomeromycota; Glomeromycetes; Glomerales; Glomeraceae. The record is from the annotation of a GenBank genome assembly.